This is a messenger RNA of Lucilia cuprina (Australian sheep blowfly), 998 nucleotides long. RefSeq names its product CD63 antigen-like. NCBI's taxonomy places the organism in Eukaryota, Metazoa, Arthropoda, Insecta, Diptera, Calliphoridae. The transcript is spliced from 4 exons. Gene Ontology annotation, cellular component: membrane. The record is from RefSeq and is a predicted model, not a curated record. The coding region runs from base 67 to 828 and encodes 253 amino acids.
UGGUGUUUGGUUAAAAACAAUUUUAAAAAAUUAAUAAAAAAAAUAUUUAAAAUUUUUUUAAACAAAAUGUUUGUAACACAUGAAAGUAAAUAUUCGAAAUAUACAGUAUUUUGCAUAAAUCUAGUAUUGUUGUUUAGUGCCAUUGGUUUGCUUAUUACGGGAUUUUAUGUUACCCGCAUAUUUUCUGAAUAUGACCCAUUUUUAAUACCGGAAUUUAGAUGGUUUUCUAUUUCUUCGUUUUUCAUGGGAGUCAUUAUUGCAAUACUUUCCUUGUGCGCUUGUUGGGCAGCUUUGAAAGAAAGUUACUGUAUAACUUUAACAUUUUCCAUAUUACUCGCCUUAUCAUCUCUGUUGACUUUAGCAAUCGGUAUUUUUAGUUAUCUCUUAAGGCCACAUAUUCUAAAUCUUAUUACAUAUCCCAUGUCAAGUGCUUUAAAGAGCUACGAUCCAGUCCAAGUUAACGUAGAAACUUUUAUGUGGGAUUAUCUACAAAAAAGUUUUAGCUGUUGUGGCCUGUUCAGCUCCAACGAUUGGCAAUAUUUAUCUAAUGAUCUAUUACCCCUUUCCUGUUGUUCGAUGCCCAGUGGUGCUAUGGGAAAUUUUACAUGUACUUAUUUUCUAGAUGAUACGAAUCGAUAUCAGUCUGGUUGUCUCAUUUAUUUCUCUUUUUAUAUAGAGUCUCAAUUUACUAAUCUAGGAAAUGCUGGCAUUGCUAUUACUUUUAUUAUGUUCGUUGGUAUAAUACUGGUCACUUAUUUUGCGCGUGCAUUUAAAAACCCUUAUAUUCUAGCAAAUGCAGCGGCUCGUAUAUAUUAUUUAAGUAAAUAAAAAUGUCAUCGAAAAUUAUAUGUAUAUAUUAAAAUUUAAUUAAAAGUCAACCUUGGAAAAACUAAACUAAGUACAACUGAAUUACACCUAAACUAGAACUAAACUUGAAUUUAAACUGAACUUGAACUGAACUAGAACUGAACUAGAACUGAACUAGAACUGAACUAGAA